CGUCACGCAACAAUGAACAAACAUAUGUACAGAUGACAAGGACAAGUGUGUUGAUAAAAUGCGAGGUCAAGUCAGACUUCACCAGGUUCUAAUCAUUUAUUUGUGCUCCAAUGUACUUUUAGUAGAUAUCUUUGCCGAAAAUUCGGGCAACUCAAGUUAUUCAACAAAUCAAACAAAUACCUACCACAGAUGCCCGUCGACUGUCAAUAUCUAUACCAAACGAUACUUCAACGAUUAUAUAGAAAUCUUUGACAAUGGAACUGUUUUGGGAAUAUUCAGUCCACUGUUGCAAGAUAACUUAGCAAAAGUGUGCUGUGAAGGUGAAAAUAUCUCCAUAAAUUUCGUAAAUGAAACUUCCAAUUUCUCAGUACAGAAGAUUUUAUUUACAAAGCGAGAUGAACGACGGAAAUCUCAGACUUUCGAUAGUAAAACACUGGAUUUAUAUUUUCCCACAUUUACCGCGAGUUUCGAAGCAUCUAGAGCUUAUAAAGAAUUCUAUUUUGUCGAGAUAAUGAGAUCCCCUGGUCCAGCGCUUAUAAUGUUGGCGGAUGAGUUGAAACUGGGUACCGAUCCAACGCGUGUAUUAAUCGAAUGUUGGCCACUUUUUGUCUUACUUUUUGUCAUGGCUUGGUUUGUCGGAAUCCUUGGAUGGUUUUUGGAUCGCAAGAAAAAUGAAAAUGAAUUUCCAAACAAUUUUUAUAAAGGAUCAUGGGAAGGAUUUUGGUGGGCUAUGGUUACGAUGACAACUGUAGGCUAUGGCGAUAAGUCUCCAAAAUCAAUUCAAGCACGAACUCUUACUGUUCUUUGGAUGAUCACAGGCACCAUAAUUACGUCAUUGUUUACUGCUAAUGUCACAACAGUUCUAACGACAAAGAAUGUUGCGGCAUUACAAAAUGUUGUGGGACACAAGGUCGGAGUCUUAAACAGCAAGCAUUUCUUCCAACGUGAAAUCAACGAGGGUGCCAGUUUUAUAGAAUUUAUGGAUGAAGAAAAAAUGUACGAUGCAAUUUAUAAGAAAAAGAUUACAAGAUAUAUUGCCCCAAAUUAUUUAGACCAUUUGUACUUUGACUCAAGGAAUCAUUUGAAAAAAGGUUUCGUGGUUGCCAAGGUUGUGAAGCACCCAUUCUCAGUUGGGUUGGGUCUUGUUGAUGACCCUAAACAUCUUAAUGAAUACACGGAAAAUUUUCUUAAGUGUUGGGAAAGAAAUAUCAUUAUGAAUUACGAAGAGAGUGGAAUAGACUACUCCGAAAUCGACCCCAGUGCAUAUCACAUAGAAGAAGACGCAAAAAGCUUACUAAAUCAAAAUAGUAUUUUAAGGUUAAUAUAUGGUCUAUUGGGCUCGUUGGUCAUCUUUUUCAUCUUGGGUUCUCUUUGGGAGUUUUGGAAAAAACAACGUCGCAAUUUAGAUAAAAUACAAAAAGCAGAUGAGAUGGAGCUUGCAAGUCGAUAUUCUCCUACUUUACAUUGAGGAAGCUAAAGAUGAAUUGAGCAAACAAUUCUGACAAUUUUACGUGCUUUGAAAGAUGCUAGGUUUUCUGUCAAUGGCUCUGAUAAACUUCAUUUUUUGGUUUCCGUCAUGUUGUACGAAAUAUAAUGCCUAUGUGUUUAAUGAAACUUA
Molecule: messenger RNA, 1618 nt
Organism: Xenia sp. Carnegie-2017
Lineage: Eukaryota; Metazoa; Cnidaria; Anthozoa; Malacalcyonacea; Xeniidae
Exons: 7
Coding region: 59-1468 (469 amino acids)
Biological process (GO): potassium ion transmembrane transport
Cellular component (GO): membrane; voltage-gated potassium channel complex
Molecular function (GO): delayed rectifier potassium channel activity; ligand-gated monoatomic ion channel activity
Source: RefSeq, a predicted model, not a curated record